Anopheles cruzii is the source of this 1254-nucleotide messenger RNA. RefSeq names its product phospholipase A2 inhibitor beta-like. Bases 1 to 1254 code for a protein of 417 amino acids. NCBI's taxonomy places the organism in Eukaryota, Metazoa, Arthropoda, Insecta, Diptera, Culicidae. The record is from RefSeq and is a predicted model, not a curated record. Gene Ontology annotation, molecular function: protein binding. The transcript is spliced from 2 exons.
AUGGCUGUUGGCUUAACGAUCGGUACCAUCUAUCUGUUUCUUGCAGUGCUGUGCUUUCAGUUAGCGAAGAGUAGCAUGCAGAUAACAAAAGUAUUUGCAAACACAACCGUAAAAGAGUCGCCGGUUCCCGUCACCACAACGUACAGCGUUGAAAAGUGGGCCGGAACUAUGUUCAAAAUUCUUGCCAACGAUUCCUACACGCGGUACAGUUUACUCGAUGCUCCGACACUCCAGCUCGUGGAGAUCGAGAGGACGAACUCCGUCUCUGCGCUGAUCAUCCGCGGCUGUCUCUUGACGGACAUGCCCGCCGUUGUCAAUAUUCCGAUGGUUUGGAAGAUUGAGAUAACCUUUUGCCGGUUGCGGCACCUCGAGCUGGGCAGCUUAGUGAACCUCAGACGGUUGCUGGUGAUGAAGCUUAACCACAACCAGAUCACCCGUAUCGAGCCCACGGCCGUGCCUUUGCGACUUCAGCAUUUUUCACUCACCAACAACAAUCUCUCGCACCUGGACGCCGGUGUCUUCGCACCGAUGAAAGAACUGUUCUUCCUCGAUCUGAGUUUCAAUCAGCUGGUAGAGAUCGUCUCAACCAACACUUCGCUACCGGUGCUGCAAAUGUUAUCACUGAGCCACAAUCGACUGCCGAUGUUGAACUUUGUAAACUGGAGCAUGCCGCAGCUCAAAACACUUCACUGUAGCAGUAAUCGGUUUACGGCCCCGCCGGCCAAGUGGAACUCGCUUCCGCGACUUCACGUACUGGAUCUGUCCCUGAAUCAGCUCGACACCUUCCCGAUGGACGAUCUGUACCUGUCCGAACUGGGCGUGUUGAAUCUAACCGGGAACACUUUGACCAACGUCUCCACCAGCAAAAAGCGUUUGCUUGUGCCCCUAAAGCGACUGCUUCUGUCCUCUAACCGGCUCACCCGUUUGGCCGUCAAUCGCUGGAACAUGCCGAAGCUGUGGGACUUUAGCGUGGCCCACAAUCAGCUCACCGAGCUGGGCGAUGUGUUUCAUCGAUUCGCCACCCUGCACGAUCGGUUGGACCUGCGAAACAACAGCUGGUCCUGCGGGUGGCUUCUCCGGGUGCAUCCGGCCGACCUCUGGCAGCGGGACUACGGGUUGCUGACGACCAAUGCUUCGUGUUCCGAUCGGACACUCGUGUUUACCGACUGGAAGCAUCCGGACCGGGAGCCACACAAAAUCUGCUGCCACGAGCACGAACGAAAUUGGGCUCUAAUGAGGCCACCCGGAGGUUGA